AUGGAGGAACUACCCAAUGGUGCUGACGACCACCUCGUGCAGUCGCUCAUCGGCUCGCCAAGCGAUGCGCUCAUAGGCCUUGAUUCGUCCGAACCUUCCAUUGACGAUGCGCCGAAUCUUGAGGCCCAGAGCGAAGAUGCCGACGAGACGAUGGCCGAUCCGAGCGACGCUAUCGCGAUGAACGAAGAAAUCCCAGAAGACCCGACAAUACAAGACUCAGACGACAAUUUCCCUUCAUUCGAAAUGGAAGAUGUCGAUUCAUUUGUGCCAGCCGAUUCAGUUGCCCCCUUCGAAACGGCGGCCAUCGACUUUGAGAAGGAGGUUGAAGAUCACGACCCGACCGAAUACAUCGCUCAAGGGUGGUUGCUCCCAAUCAAGCUCGAUAUCGUCCUGCACCCUCUCCCGGCGGAAGAGAGAGAGAAAUAUGUCACGAUUAGAAGCGAUGUUGUGGACGAAGUUCUCGAAGAGGUGGACGGGCCUGAAGGCGAGCUGUGGUACAAUGUCGAGUUCACAGACGGGAGACAGGAUAUCAUUCCCUUUGGAGACGUUCUUGCCUACGAGGGAGGUGAAGUUGCCCUUCAAAAGAUGCAAGCUGUGGAUUUCGACCGCGACAACCGCAGUACCGGCAUGGCGGAGCCACGAGCAAAGAAGCGCUCUUGGUCAGAUACCUUGGAAGACUCCGAGGCCGAGUUUGGGGAGGAUCUAAUGGAGCUUGACGAAGAAGAUCUCCCGCGCCAGUCCAAGCGUCAACGAAGCUCCAGUCACCGUCCCGCUCGCUACAUCACGGCCAUUGAUUCUGACGAUGACGAAGUCUCUUCUCGCCGCUCACGACGCCAGCGCACAGUCACCAGACAGAGCACGCGCCAAAAUUCACAUGUCUCGCACGUCUCUGAUGACGAGGAUGACCAGAAACCUCGUUCAUCAAAGCGAGACGCCCCGAAGGCCAGUCGGCAGCUCAGGGAGCGCACUCAGAAACAGCUCACGCUCACGAGCAUGGCUUUCAAGACUGCUAGCCUUAGUCGCGAUGAUGACUUGGACGAACUCUCUCAAGACCCGCCUCAGCAGCAAUCAGAUGGUGACGAUGAUGACUUUAUGCUGGUCACAUCAGAUCUCGUCUCUAAGCCCUCUCAGGGCAGGCGGAAGAAGUCCAAACGACUCAAAGUCAAAAACAAGCCCGUGGCCGAGGCGAGGUCUCGCGGCUCUUCGAUAGAAUUUGAGGAUCGCCGUCGGUCCGGCAGAUCGACAAGGAACAAGGCCAGCAUGGUUGACGAAGCCCUGAUGGACGAAGAGUCCUUCUACGUGGAAGAUACAGCAGCAGCGAGCGCACCAAGAGUCAUGAACGUCAAAGAGGUUUUCAAGCCGUUGCCCCACGACUCGCCUUUCAUGACAUUCCAUUCCGACAUAUGCAGCACUUGCAACACUGGACCUGCCGCUAACAGAGGUCCACUCAUCAGCUGUCAAGGCUGCUCCAUGUCAUUUCACAAAACCUGCAUCGGGUACAGGUCAGCAAGAGACCAUGUGGUCACUAAGGUCGGAGCUGAUCACUUCGUCCUUCAAUGCAAGUUCUGCAUUGGCUUCUACAACAAGAAGGACAAGGGCGCCCCGAGGCAUCACAACUGUCAGAAGUGCGGCAAGUCCGGACGCGCUUGUGCCGCAUUCUCUCCCAAGAGGACCCCGAAGCAAGAAGAGAAGUUGCGUAUGGAGAACGGCGGCGAGGACCCUAUCGCGCCAGUGGAUUCCUCUCUCAUCAACAACGCCGACAAUGUCUUAUUCCGCUGCACCAGCUGCAAGCGUAGCUGGCACUAUGAACAUCUGCCGUCGUCUCAGAUGGAUUCGGACGUUACCGAGGUACGCGAACAGCGUCUCGCAGAGUACUCCGUGGACUGGAAAUGUCAUGACUGCGGUACUAUAUCCCACAAGAUGCAGACCUUGGUGGCGUGGCGACCUGCAGACAAGAAGUCUUUUACCGAAGGAAUGACCUACACCGACUUGUACGAGGACGAGAAAGAAUACCUCGUUAAGUGGCAAGACUGCUCAUACUUCCACUGCAGUUGGAUGCCCGGAGCAUGGGUUUUCCACGUUGCACCUCCAGCUAUGCGUACUUCUUUUGCCAAGAAGGAUGAGGGCCAGAACCUUUGUCUCAAGAUGACCAAAUCUGAGGCAAUCCCGGAGGAAUAUCUUCUUCCAGACGUCAUUUUUGCUGCCAAGGUCAAGAAUGGGACUGGACGAGCUCGGACGCUGCAAGAAGAGAUGGAACGGAUUGGCAGCGUUGAUAAGAUUUACGUCAAAUUCCAAGGUCUGGGCUACGAUGAGGCCGUUUGGGACAAACCGCCAAAGCCAGAAGACGGAGAGAUCUACAGCGCUUUCAAAGCUGCCUACUACGAAUACCUGGCAGGCAAAUACUUCGAUGUCGUCUCAAACAACAAGAUGAAGGAGCGCGUCAACCGAUGGAAAGAGAAGAAGUUCACUGCCCUGGAAGAGCAGCCUAAAGGAAUCCGCCGCGGCAAUCUGAUGGCCUACCAACUGGAAGGAGUCAACUGGCUGUUGUACAACUACCAUGAAGACAAGAACGUCAUUCUUGCAGAUGAGAUGGGUCUUGGAAAGACGGUGCAGGUGGUCAGUUUGAUUUCCGCCCUGGCUCACGGUGAACCAAAGUGCUGGCCAUUUCUCGUCGUUGUCCCCAACGCUACCUGUCCCAACUGGCGUCGCGAGAUCAAGCAAUGGGCACCCGAUCUUCGGGUUGUUACCUAUCAUGGCGGCAAGCAACCUCAGGAAGUGGCGUACAAAUACGAACUUUUCCCGAACGGCUCAUCAGACAUCAAAGCGCACGUUGUGGUCAUGUCUUACGAUUCCGCCCAGGAUGAACGUACCAAGCAUCUCUUCCGCUCAGUUCAGUGGGCUGGGUUGGUCGUUGAUGAAGGCCAGCGGUUGAAAAACGACAAGAGUCUUUUGUAUCUGGCCUUGCGUGCGAUGCGGUUUCCAUUUCGACUUCUCCUCACCGGUACACCCCUACAGAACAACAAGCGAGAGCUUUUCAACUUAUUGCAGUUCAUCGACCCGACGCAAAACGCCGAGAGGCUGGACGAACAAUACCAGGAACUGAACGCCCAGAAUCUCCCUGAGCUUCACGGUCGAAUCAAGCAAUACUUCCUUCGAAGAACCAAAGCCCAGGUUCUGAAGUUCUUGCCUCCCAUGGCACAGAUCAUCGUGCCUGUCUCUAUGUCGAUUCUGCAGGAGAAGCUGUGCAAAUCGAUUAUCGCCAAGAGUCCCGACCUCAUCAAGGCAAUCUUUGCCGAUGACAAGAUCAACAAGAAGGAACGCGGAAGCCUGAACAACAUCCUGAUGCAGCUGCGCAAGUGUCUCUGUCACCCUUUUAUGUACAGCGAGGCCAUUGAGGAGAGAAACGUGGACCAGACGAAGCUGCAGGAGAACCUUGUCUCUGCGUCUGGUAAGCUGAUGUUGCUUAAUAUCAUGCUACCCAAACUCAAAGAGCGUGGUCACCGCGUUCUCAUCUUCAGCCAAUUCCUGAAUCAACUGGACAUCAUCGAGGACUUCUUGAACGGCCUUGGCUUCCAGCACAGACGUCUUGAUGGUAGCAUCAACAGUCGCGAGAAGCAAAAGCAUAUCGACGCAUUCAAUGCUCCCGACUCUGAAGUUUUCGCCUUCCUUCUGUCGACCAGAGCUGGAGGAGUAGGCAUCAAUCUUGCCACCGCUGAUACUGUGAUCAUCCUGGAUCCCGACUUCAACCCUCACCAAGACAUUCAGGCUAUCUCUCGUGCUCAUCGCAUUGGUCAAAAGAACAAGGUGCUCUGUUUCCAGCUGAUGACGAAGAACUCGGCGGAAGAAAAGAUCAUGCAGAUCGGUCGGAAGAAGAUGGCGCUCGAUCAUGUUUUGAUCGAGUCAAUGGACAAUACCGAAGAGCCAGACGAUCUGGAAUCUAUUCUCAAAUUCGGAGCCUCUACUCUCUUCAGCGAUAACCAAAGCGAGAAGGACAUUGUUCGCUACGACGACGCGAGUGUUGACAAGCUUCUCGACCGGUCUCAUAUCGAACAGACCAAGACUGGCCAAGACGAGUCUGCUGAAUCCACAUUCUCAUUUGCACGAGUUUGGGCCAACGACAAGGGCGGAUUUGAGGACAACUUGGCUGAGGAGAGCGAGCCAACUGUGAACCCGAACGUGUGGGAAGAAAUUCUUGCCGAACGAGAAGCCGAAGCCAAGCGUAUCGCGGAGUUGAACAAGGAGGUUCUGGGCCGCGGUGGUCGCCGCCGUCAGGCCAUCAACUACAAGACGAACGCUGCUAUCACCACUGACCUUCUCGUAGAUCAUAGCGGUAGUUCCGAUAACGACGAGGACUUCGUUGGUGACGACGACGAACCCGAUACUGACCCAGAAGACCGUGCUAGGAUGGAUGGCUCCAAAGGUAAAGCCAGAAAGACUGCUUCUCCUUAUUCGACUCCUAAAAAGACACCUGGCAGCAAGAAACAACCAGUUAACCCGAAAACUUUGCAGAAGCGGACUCCCUCGCGCAAAACACCGAAGAAAGACACCGCGGCAUCCUCCAAGACUCGUCAAGGGUCAACCCCACGAAAACAAACGCCCAAAAAGACUCCAAAAGCCUCGCCCGCCAAGGCACCCAGCCAACCUGGAAAAUCAACCAAGGAUCACGAAGUCACCCAGCCUCAAAUCCCAACUUCGACACCCGAGGACAAGCCGGUCCAGCAUAUUCUACCCAGCCCUCAGCAUACCCCUAUGCACCACAGCCCGGAGCACACAUCUUGCCUCCGGCCAAACCUGCAAGAAGGGGACGGCCCCCUAAAAAUGGCGGCACCCCAGUAA
This is a messenger RNA of Colletotrichum karsti, 4836 nucleotides long. RefSeq lists its product as uncharacterized. The record is from RefSeq and is a predicted model, not a curated record. Gene Ontology annotation, molecular function: ATP binding; DNA binding; ATP hydrolysis activity. Gene Ontology annotation, cellular component: nucleus; chromatin. The coding region runs from base 1 to 4836 and encodes 1611 amino acids. The transcript has 4 exons. Lineage: Eukaryota; Fungi; Ascomycota; Sordariomycetes; Glomerellales; Glomerellaceae. Gene Ontology annotation, biological process: negative regulation of transcription by RNA polymerase II; chromatin remodeling.